Molecule: messenger RNA, 2385 nt
Organism: Mesoplodon densirostris (Blainville's beaked whale)
Lineage: Eukaryota; Metazoa; Chordata; Mammalia; Artiodactyla; Ziphiidae
Gene: CDH12
Product: cadherin 12
Exons: 11
Coding region: 1-2385 (794 amino acids)
Biological process (GO): multicellular organism development; calcium-dependent cell-cell adhesion; adherens junction organization
Cellular component (GO): plasma membrane; catenin complex; adherens junction
Molecular function (GO): cadherin binding; calcium ion binding
Source: RefSeq, a predicted model, not a curated record
AUGCUUACAAGGAACUGUUUAUCCCUGCUGCUCUGGGUACUGUUUGAUGGAGGUCUCCUAACACCACUUCAACCUCAGCCACAACAGACUUUAGCCACAGAACCAAGAGAGAAUGUUAUCCACCUGCCAGGGCAACGAUCACAUUUCCAACGAGUUAAACGUGGCUGGGUAUGGAAUCAAUUUUUUGUGCUGGAGGAAUACAUGGGCUCCGAGCCUCAGUAUGUCGGAAAGCUCCAUUCUGACUUAGAUAAGGGAGAGGGUACUGUUAAAUACACCCUCUCAGGAGAUGGCGCUGGCACCGUUUUUACCAUUGAUGAGACUACAGGGGACAUUCAUGCAAUAAGGAGCCUGGAUAGAGAAGAAAAACCUUUCUACACACUUCGUGCUCAGGCUGUGGAUAUAGAAACCAGGAAGCCCCUAGAGCCUGAAUCAGAAUUCAUCAUCAAAGUGCAGGAUAUUAAUGAUAAUGAACCAAAGUUUCUGGAUGGACCUUAUAUUGCUAGUGUCCCAGAAAUGUCUCCUGUGGGUGCUUAUGUGCUCCAGGUCAAGGCCACGGAUGCAGAUGACCCAACCUAUGGAAACAGUGCCAGAGUCGUUUACAGCAUUCUUCAGGGACAGCCUUAUUUCUCUAUUGAUCCCAAGACAGGUGUUAUUAGAACAGCUUUGCCAAACAUGGACAGGGAAGUCAAAGAACAAUACCAAGUCCUCAUCCAAGCCAAGGAUAUGGGCGGACAACUGGGAGGGUUAGCUGGAACGACAAUAGUCAACAUCACCCUAACAGAUGUCAAUGACAAUCCACCUCGAUUCCCAAAAAGCAUUUUCCAUCUGAAAGUUCCUGAGUCUUCCCCUAUUGGCUCAGCUAUUGGAAGAAUAAGAGCUGUGGAUCCUGAUUUUGGACAAAAUGCGGAAAUUGAAUACAGUAUUGUUCCAGGAGAUGGGGGAAAUUUGUUUGACAUCGUCACAGAUGAGAAUACACAAGAAGGAGUCCUCAAAUUGAAAAAGCCAUUGGAUUUUGAAACAAAGAAGGCUUAUACUUUUAAAGUAGAGGCCUCCAACCUGCACCUUGACCACCGGUUUCACUCUGCGGGCCCUUUUAAGGACACUGCCACAGUGAAGAUCAGCGUGCUGGAUGUGGGCGAGCCGCCGGUUUUCAGCAAGCCCCUCUACACCAUGGAGGUUUACGAAGACACUCCAGUGGGGACCAUCAUUGGCGCCGUCACUGCCCAAGACCUCGAUGUCGGCAGCAGUGCUGUAAGGUACUUCAUAGAUUGGAAGAGUGAUGGGGACAGCUACUUUACAAUAGAUGCAACUGAAGGAACCAUCUCUACUAAUGAAUUACUAGACAGAGAAAGAACCGCGCAGUAUAAUUUCUCCAUAAUUGCAAGUAAAGUUAGUAACCCAUUAUUAACCAGCAGAGUCAACAUAUUAAUUAAUGUUCUAGAUGUCAAUGAAUUUCCUCCAGAAAUAUCUGUGCCAUAUGAGACAGCUGUGUGUGAAAAUGCCAAACCAGGACAGAUAAUUCAGAUAGUCAGCGCUGCAGACCGAGAUCUUUCACCUGCUGGGCAGCAAUUCUCCUUUAAAUUAUCACCUGAAGCUGCCAUCAAACCAAAUUUUACAGUUCGUGACUUCAGAAACAACACAGCUGGCAUUGAAACCCGAAGAAAUGGAUACAGCCGCAGGCAGCAAGAGUUAUACUUCCUCCCUGUUGUAAUAGAAGACAGCAGUUAUCCUGUCCAGAGCAGCACAAACACAAUGACUAUUCGAGUUUGUAGAUGUGACUCUGAUGGUACCAUCCUGUCUUGUAACGUGGAAGCAAUUUUUCUUCCUGUAGGACUUAGCACCGGGGCUUUGAUUGCAAUACUACUGUGCAUUGUUAUACUCUUAGCCAUAGUUGUGCUGUAUGUAGCUCUGCGAAGGCAGAAGAAGAAAGACACCCUGAUGACCUCUAAAGAAGAUAUCAGAGACAAUGUUAUCCAUUAUGAUGAUGAAGGAGGCGGGGAGGAGGACACCCAAGCUUUCGACAUUGGUGCUCUGAGAAACCCAAAAGUGAUUGAAGACAACAAAAUUCGCAGGGAUAUAAAACCAGACUCUCUCUGUUUGCCUCGUCAGAGACCACCAGUGGAAGAUAAUGCAGACAUAAGGGAUUUCAUUAAUCAAAGGCUACAGGAAAGUGAUGUGGACCCCACCGCCCCACCAUACGAUUCAUUGGCGACAUAUGCCUAUGAAGGCAAUGGAUCAGUAGCCGACUCUCUUAGCUCCAUAGAAUCUCUGACCAUGGAAGCAGACCAGGACUACACCUAUCUAACAGACUGGGGACCGCACUUUAAAGUCUUGGCAGACAUGUUUGGCGAAGAAGAGAGUUAUAAAACUGAUAAAGUCACUUAG